UUUUAAUCAUAUAAUUUUCCAAAGCUUAUACGCGAUUGUCGAUCUCGAAUCCUUUUUCUAACCCUAACGUUGUAAGGAACGACGAACAAAUUUUAUAUUAAUUUUUAUGUAACGUUAACAGAUGCACCGGAUGUGACAGGCAGCGUAAUAACCCUUAAGGUUAAGUGACAUUACGCUUUUUAAUAUAUUUGAUUGUUUUUUUUUUAAAUCGGUAAACAAUUUUGGAACGAUGCCAACACCAAAUUCCAUAAGCGUAGCCGUAAUAUGUUCUAGCAAUAUGAAUAGAAGCAUGGAAGCUCAUGCCUUCUUGAGUAAAAAGGGAUUCAACGUAAAAUCUUUUGGAACAGGUGAUAAAGUUAAGCUUCCUGGAAAUGCACCUGAUCGUCCAAACAUAUAUGACUUUGGAACUUCAUAUGAUGAAAUAUAUAAUGAUCUUUUAUCAAAAGACAAGCAAUAUUAUACGCAAAACGGUUUAUUACACAUGCUGGAUAGAAACCGUAGAAUAAAGCCCAAACCAGAACGAUUUCAGUUAUCCAAGGACAAAUUCGACAUUUUAAUCACUUGUGAAGAGCGCGUUUAUGAUCAAGUAAUUGAAUGCAUGGAAUCUAGAACUCAGGAGGAUAGUCAACCAGUACAUUUGAUUAACAUUGACAUCCAGGAUAAUCACGAAGAAGCUACAGUUGGAUCAUUUCUCAUUUGUGAAUUAGUCACUGUGCUAGCAAACAGUGAGGACUUGGAUAACGAUAUAGACGAACUACUUCACGAAUUUGAGUCCAAAUUUGCAAGAACAAUCUUGCAUACGGUACUGUUUUAUUAAAUAACAUGCUGCAUACCAAGAACUUGGUGUUCAUCAACGACUUUAGUUAUAAAAGCAAACUAAAUUAUACGUUAUAAAUGUACCACCACAUUCUCUGACUCAGAUCAUGUGAAGCGAAUUCCACUUUUUCGCAACAAGUAAAAAUUUGAUCCGCGCUUCCUAUUUAACGAAAUACUGCUUUCCACGGAGAUCGUUUUAGAGACCUGCCAUACUAUAUCUGUAAUUCAUGGCAAGAUAUACAGAAAUAAAAUUACUGGAGUCGUUCCGAUUUUCGAAACACUAGUAUUAGAGGGAUUAAAAAAGAUUGAAAAAUAAAGAAUACAAAUUAUGAAAUAUUUUAAUUUUAUAAUAUAUACACAUAUAAGUACAACAGCAAACUAUUCUUAUAUGCGUAUGUAUUUCAUUGUUAGAAUAUUUGUGGUACAUAGAAUUUAUAUGAGUCUCUGAUGCGUUUAUAAAUUCAGAGGCUUGUAUAUUACGAAAUAUUACGAUUCGCUGUUAUAUAGCGAAAAGGCCUUCAAUUCUCAUAAUACAUUAAUAAAUAUUCGUAAAAU
Molecule: messenger RNA, 1371 nt
Organism: Frieseomelitta varia
Lineage: Eukaryota; Metazoa; Arthropoda; Insecta; Hymenoptera; Apidae
Gene: Ssu72
Product: RNA polymerase II subunit A C-terminal domain phosphatase SSU72
Exons: 4
Coding region: 230-817 (195 amino acids)
Biological process (GO): termination of RNA polymerase II transcription
Cellular component (GO): mRNA cleavage and polyadenylation specificity factor complex; nucleus
Molecular function (GO): RNA polymerase II CTD heptapeptide repeat phosphatase activity
Source: RefSeq, a predicted model, not a curated record